Messenger RNA from Filobasidium floriforme, 2112 nucleotides. Its product is annotated as Mis12-Mtw1 protein family-domain-containing protein. The record is from RefSeq and is a predicted model, not a curated record. Gene Ontology annotation, biological process: mitotic sister chromatid segregation; cell division. Gene Ontology annotation, cellular component: MIS12/MIND type complex. The transcript is spliced from 8 exons. NCBI's taxonomy places the organism in Eukaryota, Fungi, Basidiomycota, Tremellomycetes, Filobasidiales, Filobasidiaceae. The coding region runs from base 1 to 2112 and encodes 703 amino acids.
AUGGCCAUUCCGACGCGCCGGACGUCAGCCCGUCUGUCGGGGGGAUCAGUCAACGAUGAUCAGGGUACACCGCUAGCAGUAGAGCUACUGGGUAAUAUCACUCGCAAGAAGAGGAACUCGGCGAACGGGACCAUCUUGGGAAAUGAUGCAGCAGUGUCGGAAAAGCAAGACGCGAACGAUGGAACGCGGAAACGUCAAAGGACGGCAGAUAAGCCGGUUGGAACGCGGAAGACCAAAACAACCAUGCCCUUCAAACCCGUUCCGGUAUCUUCACUCGAAACUGCCGAGGAAGAAAUAAUUUCCAAUGGACGACCACCCGCACCGCCUCAAUCAACGAGACGCAUAGCUCGACAGCGACCGUCCGCGAGCCGGAUGGACGAAAGCCCCCCUUCCCCUCCUGCAGUCCCUAUUACCUCGACGACAACAAGUCAACCGAGAAGAGGUGCAGCCUCAUCUGCCGUGCAGUCCGAUGUGACCAAGACGAACAAGGGCAAAUUAGCGGUCAAGCCUGCUAACGGGAACACGAUUGCAUCGGCCUCGGCGGAACAGUCGGAUUCGGAAGGGUUGGGUGCCAAAGGUUCGAUAGAAACCGAGGUGGCUGCUCAGCGGAAAGAGUGGGAAGAUGAGGCCGAUCGGAUACGAUCGACAGUCGGACAUUCGACCGGUCUAGUAUUUAACCCAUCUGAAGAACUAGAACCUACUGGAGCUCGACCAAUCUCGCCGCCAAGGGCCGCCCCGAAUGCUUCACACUUUCAAACACCACGGGCGAGUCGUCGUACAAAAAUCAUCACCAUCGAUACGGUCGAGCCCAUAGCGCUCAGCGAGACGCCCAUGCAGAGGAAGAAUAUAGCACUUAGGGAGCGUGCUUCUUCCAGACGGGGUUCAAGGAUGAGUGACGCUCAUAAGGACGAUGCCACAAGCUCUGAACCCCAUGCUGGUGUCAAUCCCGAAGAAUACCACUCGCACAUCUCGCAAACUCUUACGCAGCCCGUCCGCGCCCGGUACCUGUUGAUGUGGUGUCUCAAGCGAGCCAUGGCGGACGAGACAGAGCCACCGAAAAAGCGUGGAAAAGAGGGCAAGUCGUCCAAAAAAGAAACGGACAGGUCAUCAAAGCCACAACCAAGUAUAGAAAUGACGGCCGAGGGGGACGAAAUGGUAGCCUUGAUCAUGCAAGACAUAUUCCGUGCCCAAACCAAGGGUGAGCUUGAGGCAAAUAUCUUCGCUUCGACGGUUACCCCGGAAGACAACGCAUCUAUUGUCAAAUUGUCACCCAACCCUCGAAAUGUCAAGAAUCGCCAAACCGAGGUUCUAUUCAACAGAGACAUCGCUAGGGACAAGGCGGAAGAAGCUCAAUGGGUUUCCAUCUUCGGUCGAGUGAAUGAACAUCGGCACCAGGUACUACAAGAGCAAAAGGAUCUAGUGACGAAACAAGCACACCCCGAAUCACAAGGGACGGACGAUAUACCAUCCUUUACGGGUAGAGAACCCGGAAUCGAGCGUCUCCACACCUGGGCAGAAAUGGCUCAAGAGGUCUUGUCUGGUGGGGACGAUAUCGAGGCUAUGCCAUUGGACGACGUUGAAUAUCACGUGGACGUACUGCAUCAAGCGUCACACGCCGCACUGCAAUACUCGGCGACAGCGAAACGCUUCCUGGACGGCAUCUUUGCCUCUCUUGCACAGGACGUGCGGAAUCGAGAUCAGUCGGGCGCACGAACGACCCUGGAUUCCCAUGGUGCGGAUCGCGAGGUUGGUGCGCCGCCCUCUAUCGCCGGGUUCCUCAAGAGCACCCAGGCGGAAUCGUCUUCACAUACAUCGUCCGGCCUGGACAUCUUGAAAUCGCUGUCUGCCAACGACGAUCCCUCAAAAGGCGCAGAAAUGAUGAGGUUGUUGGACAGCCUACCUCCUGUCCCGCCGAGCGUAAGGCGACCGGCCAACCCCGGUUCGACAAGAGCGGGUUCGAAUCCGACAUCAUCAGCGUCGGGCUCAAUGACGCCUCGUCGGCCAGGCUCUGGAAUGGGUAUAACGCCACGCAAGAUUGGCAGGUUGGGUUCUUCUACACCUCGACGGGAACGUGCAGUAUCUCGGGGACCUUCUCCCUCGUCCGCAACGUGA